AGCAAAUAGUGUUCCAGGCAAAAGUAAUCGUUCUGGAGUGGCGGUGCAUCCUAAGCAUAUGAGUAGAUCACAGAGCAUUCACUUAAACAAAAAUGGCGGGUGACAAGGAUCCUUUCAAGCAGAUGAAGGAUCUCAACCAGCUUAAGAAUCAACUGGAAGAUAUCCAGAAACGUGUGGAGACCGAAUUUGCAGCAGGAAUUCCACAGGGGGGCUCUGUGCUGGCAUCUCCCUUUUUGAAGGGGUUCCUGGCUGGGUACGUGGUGGCCAAGCUCCGCUCCUCAGCUAUCUUAGGAGUGCUACUAGGAACAUUCACAGGCAUCUAUGCUGCACAGAACUAUCAGGUGCCCAACAUUGAAAGCACUCUGAAGGACUAUAUGAGUUUGUUUAGAAAAGGACCAAAGUAAUGGGAAGAACCAGGCCUAGGCUUUAUCUUCUACCUGCCUAAGGUUAAGGACACAACCACCACUUCUGUAGAGGCUCAAACCUCUAUUGUGUAUACAGCACAAAGAAAAUGUGGAUUUAACUGGAUUUUGAAGUGUCCGUUGAGGUGUCCAGUGUGAAAGCCUCGGUUUGUUUUGGGUUUUGUUUAAAGGUUAAAGGGUAAAUCUACAUUCAGUGCCCCGGGAACAUCUGCUAUUCUCUCUGCUGAUCACUGUGGUUCAGAUUAUAAAGUGUGUAAAAGGUGAUGAGGUUCUGUACUUUGAGUGUGAGGUUACAUUGCAGGGAUAUUUGACUGCUUGCCUUAGUAAAGUUGCCUAGUACAGCAGCCAUCUAAUUGAUUUUGAAUCAAGGACGUUAACAGCAAGACUGUGGUGGUUUCAUGUUUUGUCAUCACAAAUAACUUAUCAGCUUAGAAUAUGAACAUAUCUUGAGAAUAUUCCGUUGUGGUUGAAUAGAUUUAGCCUAAUUUAGGGGAUUUCAAAAAUAUAUAUUUUUGUUGCCCAUUUAGAGGGUGUUUGUAUUUGUACUUUUAUUCGCAGGGUGUUAAUAACAUGCAGUAUUGA
Salvelinus namaycush (lake trout) is the source of this 1004-nucleotide messenger RNA. Its product is annotated as SLC35A4 upstream open reading frame protein-like. The record is from RefSeq and is a predicted model, not a curated record. Bases 93 to 404 code for a protein of 103 amino acids. NCBI's taxonomy places the organism in Eukaryota, Metazoa, Chordata, Actinopteri, Salmoniformes, Salmonidae. The transcript has 3 exons.